AUGGAAUUCGGCGGUCCUCUCGGGGUCACUGCCCUGAUGAUCGGAUUCCCCCUACUAAUGUACUACAUGUACAUCGGAGCGAUGCUAUACGACGGCCAACCACCUCUGCCUGCUUCCGAUGAAUCAAUAUCUCACUUCAUAACCCGCCUUGUCGACCUAGUCUACACGCACGCUUAUCCUACCAAGAAAGCAUGGGCUAUAUACUGGACGUUCCUCAUCCUCGAAGGCAUCGGAUAUCUCUAUCUCCCUGGGGUCUACGGAAAGGGUAAACGUCUUCCGCAUUUAGAUGGCAAGCAGCUCGAAUACUACUGCUCUGCCGUGUCCUCAUGGUACAUGACUAUCGCUGCGGCUUUGGCGUUGCACUUCUCGGGGGUGUUCAAGCUGUAUACUCUUAUCGAUGAGUUUGGUUCGUUCAUGUCUGUCGCCAUCCUUUCGGGAUUUAUCGUCUCCGUCCUCGCAUACGUAUCAGCCCUAGCCCGGGGCGCGGAACACCGCAUGACAGGCUCGCAUGUAUAUGACUUUUUCAUGGGCGCGGAGCUUAACCCCCGGCUACUCGGGUGGUUGGAUUUCAAGAUGUUCUUUGAGGUCCGGAUUCCAUGGUACAUACUGUUUUUGCUUUCGCUGGGGACGGCGCUAAAGCAGUUUGAAGAGUUUGGCUAUGUGUCUGGGGAAGUUGGGUUUGUGCUCAUGGCGCACUUUUUGUAUGCGAAUGCUUGUGCCAAGGGAGAGGAGUUGAUUAUCACUAGUUGGGACAUGUAUUACGAAAAAUGGGGCUUCAUGCUUAUUUUCUGGAACCUCGCCGGUGUACCCAUGAGUUACUGCCAUUGUACAUUGUACCUGGCUACGCACCAUCCGGACACCUAUAGAUGGAACAGGUUGGCACUAUGCGCACUGUUUGCUGCAUAUCUAUUCGCAUACUGGGUCUGGGACACAGGAAACAGUCAGAAAAACUUCUUUAGAGCCCAAGAGCGCGGCAUCCCAGUUGACAGAAAAACGUUCCCCCAACUUCCGUGGAAAUACGUCAAGAACCCGGAUGUCAUUCGGACGAAGACUGGCGAUUCGAUUUUGUGUAGUGGAUGGUAUGGCUUGGCCCGCAAAGUCCACUAUACAUGCGACCUCUUCUUCGCCACCUCAUGGGGUCUGAUCACGGGAUUCAACUCGCCAUUCCCAUGGUUUUACUCGGUAUUCUUUGCGGUGAUGAUUGUUCAUCGUGCGAGGAGAGAUAUUCACCGGUGUCGCGAGAGAUAUGGGGAGGCUUGGAUGGAAUAUGAGCGCCGGGUGCCGUGUCUUUUUAUUCCGUAUGUUAUUUGA
This is a messenger RNA of Aspergillus ruber CBS 135680, 1311 nucleotides long. RefSeq names its product c-24(28) sterol reductase (gene erg4A). The transcript has 4 exons. Gene Ontology annotation, biological process: ergosterol biosynthetic process. The record is from RefSeq and is a predicted model, not a curated record. Gene Ontology annotation, cellular component: endoplasmic reticulum membrane. Lineage: Eukaryota; Fungi; Ascomycota; Eurotiomycetes; Eurotiales; Aspergillaceae. The coding region runs from base 1 to 1311 and encodes 436 amino acids. Gene Ontology annotation, molecular function: Delta24(24-1) sterol reductase activity.